Molecule: messenger RNA, 695 nt
Organism: Zea mays
Lineage: Eukaryota; Viridiplantae; Streptophyta; Magnoliopsida; Poales; Poaceae
Exons: 6
Coding region: 192-443 (83 amino acids)
Biological process (GO): protein insertion into mitochondrial inner membrane
Cellular component (GO): mitochondrial inner membrane
Source: RefSeq, a predicted model, not a curated record
AGGCGCGCGCCUGGACCUCAUCGGUGUUUGCUUCCGCAGUUCCGCCGUCGGCAAGGAAGGAAAAAGAGAGCAGAGAACCCUAGCUAGAGUUUGGCGAGUGGUGCGGAGGCGCGGCUGCUCCUGCUCGUCGCGACGUCGAAUUUCAGCGCCGCCCGCGCGAUCCUUGGUCUCUUCGCCCGAGAGGCGCGACAAUGGCUGGGAAAGGCGGGCCGACCAACCUGGAGAAGGAGCAGAUGUUUGGGAUGGCGGAGAAGGAGAUGGAGUACAGGGUUGAUCUUUUCAACAGGCUUACAAAGACCUGUUUUGAGAAGUGCGUUGAAAAAAGGUAUAAAGAAGCUGAGCUCAAUAUGGGUGAGAACAGUUGCAUUGAUCGAUGUGUUUCAAAGUAUUGGCAGGUGACUAAUUUAGUAGGUCAGAUGCUUGGGAACCAGCCUCAGAUGUGAACCGAGAUGCACUAGUUCCAUUUUGUAGCAGAAUCCUAUUGCUCUGUUUAUUCUUUUUGGUUGGUAUUAGAAUCCCGCCACCUGCUAUUAAGUACACCAAUACAGCACCAGACUUGUUAAUGCGUGGAUCGCUCUGAAGAAAAAUCACGGUGUCUUGCUCUUUCCAGUGAUGUGCAUUAUCUUUGAAUCAUGAACAGGGAACAUGCCUGUAAUAAAUUUAUAGAGCUCGAGAGUGAUCCUGUUUCGAAAGCU